Messenger RNA from Hydatigera taeniaeformis, 1266 nucleotides. NCBI's taxonomy places the organism in Eukaryota, Metazoa, Platyhelminthes, Cestoda, Cyclophyllidea, Taeniidae. The record is from the annotation of a GenBank genome assembly.
AUGGCUAGUCCAAGGACUCGGCACGCUUUGGCAGAAGUUCGUCGCAUAGAGGAGAAUAAUUUCUGCUUUGAGUGUGGAGCUCCGAACCCGCAGUGGGCCAGUGUUACCUACGGCAUCUGGAUAUGCCUAGAGUGCUCAGGAAAGCAUCGUGGUCUUGGAGUGCAUCUUAGCUUUGUGCGUUCCGUAACGAUGGAUAAGUGGAAGCCGAUUGAGUUGGAGAAGAUGAAGGUGGGCGGCAACAGGAAGGCUCGUCUUUUCUUUGAGCAACAGCCAGACUUUCGAUCGAGCUGGUCUCUCAGCGAGAAGUACAAUAGUAGAGCCGCUGCCCUCCUUCGUGAUAAGGUUUCAACGGAGGCAGAGGGGCUCGCAUGGAGUGAAGAGACUUCUCCUGCCAACAAUUAUCGCUCACCUCAGAGGAUCAAUCGCAGCGUCACUGCUACCAGUCUGCCUUCCACUCGACCUCGAGACAUCACUAACCCACGAGUGCUACCUACAGUUCAUUCCGAUCUUGAGUCUUGGCUGAAUGAGUCUGAGCAGAAGACCAGGACGGAAGAUUUUUUUAGUCGCAUGAUGGCCGAAAACGCCAAUCGGCCAAGUGGCCUCCCACCCAGUCAGGGCGGUCGAUAUGAAGGAUUUGGAAACACUCCGGUCCCACAUAAACCUGAGCCCCAGUCCUCUGCUUACGAUGAUGCCUUGAAAGUCCUCAUGAACGGCUGGUCUAGCUUCAGCAUGUUCGCCUCGGCAGCUGUAAAGAAGACCAACGAAUUGGCCGUCACGGCUACUGAGAAGACAAAACAGCUGGGACAGAGCGUCCAAUCAAAGAUGCAAAGCUAUCUACAGGCUCCGAGCGGCACCAUGCAAACACCCGAGGACUGCACUCAGCGUCAUUUACAGCACAAUUCUCAAUCCUUUGACAAUUCUACCAUUACCAAUGUACCCUUGAACAGCAAUUACGGAUCUCUUUCAACUGAUAUAUGUCGGAAAGUGAAGAGUUUUGAUGAGGACAUUAACGGCGGUGAUGGAUGGGGAGAUGACUUCUCUAGAGGCAACUCCACUCUCACAGAGGAGACUAAGAAGUCACCGUUAAAAGAGGAGUCAAAUGAUUGGUGGAACUCGGAAUGGGAUGUUGACGACGCAGGACGUGGGUGGAGUGAUCUGAGUGGAAAAGUUGGAAUCAGUAUCACUUCAGCUGCGAGACAGUCGGUGAUGAAUCAGCGCUUUUCCGAGACUGCCAGUCGUCGUAACAAAACGGGCAAAUUAGACUAA